Australozyma saopauloensis is the source of this 855-nucleotide messenger RNA. RefSeq lists its product as uncharacterized. The record is from RefSeq and is a predicted model, not a curated record. The transcript has a single exon. The coding region runs from base 1 to 855 and encodes 284 amino acids. NCBI's taxonomy places the organism in Eukaryota, Fungi, Ascomycota, Pichiomycetes, Serinales, Metschnikowiaceae.
AUGCCAGAGACAAAUACGGAACAAGACUUCAACCCUGAUGGUUCUCUUACAAUCAUGGGCCAAAAGAUUCCGCCCAAAUAUGUUCAAUCGCUACUAGCCUUCUAUGAAGCAGACCAUCAAUUGACUCCAAACGAAAGGAAAAUCCUUGCUGAAGAACUCUCAGGUGCAAGAAUGCUGCUGGUCUUCUCUGGGAUGCUAACAUCUGCCGUAGCGCUUUUUGCUCCAUCCAUGUGGAAGCAUUUCAAGCUACAGGCCGAGCUGAAAGUAUCGGGUGCUACGCUUCCAAAACGCCCUGUAUUUCAUCGACCAUUCAUGUCGGGCUUGUUUGCCACUGGUGCUUACUUCCUCACUCUAUACUACACAAGUAAAGUAGUCAGAGAUGGUAAAAUUGAGGAUUUGACCCGUGCUCAAAGUGAUGGUCUGUUGGGAGAAGAGACAAGAGAAUCCAAGAAAAGGCAGCUUGAUGUUUGGAAAGCUCUCAGCCCAGAAAGGCUUCCUCUUUUUGCAUACUAUUACCAGGACACUGUGAUUCAUCCAGCCAAUAUUAUGGUUGACCCAAGACAAUUGGCCCACAAAAAACCCCACGAACCAUCUUAUAUCCCUCCUGCGAAUGGAGUCAAGCCUGAAUCUGAACAAGCUGCCUCAUCAUCGUGGUCUCACGUCAGACAAGAAAAUGGGUUCUUUGACGCCAAAAAAGAAGACCCGAAAGAAACUGAAGGCUCGUCUGUCCAAGAUUUGUCCACUUCGAAGCACGAUACUAGUAGUGACUCGUUUUUUAAAGACAACAGCUCCAGUCAGGAUCAAGAGACAAAGCCAAUGAGUGCUUGGGAGCGUAUCAGAAAAGGAAGUAAAUGA